Messenger RNA from Brassica oleracea var. oleracea, 690 nucleotides. RefSeq lists its product as uncharacterized. The transcript is spliced from 7 exons. The record is from RefSeq and is a predicted model, not a curated record. Lineage: Eukaryota; Viridiplantae; Streptophyta; Magnoliopsida; Brassicales; Brassicaceae. Bases 32 to 454 code for a protein of 140 amino acids.
GUGAUUGUAGUCUUGUCUGUGUCGUCGAGAUAUGCAGUAUUGUCGGAAAGGGAUCUCAUCCAUCGCCUCUUCCCCCAUGUCCACGAGGGUCAAGCAUGCUUGGGAGGAGCAGGACAAAUUAGUUCUUGGUUUAGCGUUCAUUGGUGGAUGGUUCGUCAAAGCUAACAUAAAUGUUCUCAAGCGAAGAGAGGAUUGGUACAGAGUUCACAGAUUUAUUGAUGAUGAGAAGAAGCGUCUUGAAGGGAAACGUGCCCGUAUUGAAAAGGCUCUCCAAUUCGACGAGGACAAAAGAAGAUGUUGCCGUUCCUGGGAAACACCUUGGCUAAGUCUUGCCGCAAGGGGAGGCUGCAGUGUCGUGAUUUUUCAUCCGGGAGUGAGAAAGCUGUCUCGAAAGUUUAUCGAUACUGCUUCACAGCGGUCUUUGGUGGUGCUGGAUUCCUGCUCGGUGGUGUGACAACAAGCCCCGUCUCUAAGGGGCUUCGGGAAUAUGAAGAUCGCUUCGUUAAAGGUCUCCAACGUUUGGAAAUAAUGGAGGCCAGGAGGGGCAAGUGGACUUCCUCUCUUAAAGAGGAAACCAAGUGACGGUAAUUGGUUGCGUCUGUUUGCAGCCGUUGAUGAACACAUUAUCUGCCAAUCACUGUAAUAACUACUUCAUGGUUGUGUCUUAUAAUAUUUUAUGUUUCUGUUAUA